UUAUUUUUAAAAAGUAAACUCUCGAAUAAUUAAAUAAAAAAUUAUUUAAUUAAAACUUGUAAUAGCAAACAGCAAUCAUAAAAUUUAACUGUUAUAUUACGUAGAGCAAAAUAGUUGGUAAAAUUCUGCCUGGCAAUAGACAAAAUAGAAUCGUCUUCACUAACACAGCAUAAUAUAUAUUUUGUGUUAUAUGUUAUUUCAAAUUAUUUUUUAUAUUUGUGAAUUCUGUGCGCUAUUAUGUAAUAUCACUUCUUUUUCCACUUCUCAUAUCUAUCAAAACUCUAAUAAAAGAGUGUGAAACGAAAUAUUGUCUGCGAAAUUAGAAUUAGGCAGCAUAUUCCCUGAUUUUAGCCAAUGAAAAAAAUAAAGAAUAAAUGUCAAAACUUAAACUUCAAAUCUUUCAAGUCGAUCAUACUUCAUUUCAAUUAAAUAGUGUCAAACUUUGGUGUCAAAUAUUAUUGGAUGAGGUUAUGUUAUUAUUUAUUUGACCCUUGUAAGUUAAGUGAAUACCUAAAUUUCUGCAAAACACAAUGGUUACAUGCCCAGACAUUCGCUCUAAAUUAGAAAACUUUACACCAAUUGUGACCUCAGCAAUGAGUGAAGUGUCGGAACUUGAUAUUGGUUGUAAGACUUUGCUUUUCAAUUAUAUUGAAAAGCGAUCUGUCAAUCCGUCUGAUAUUAUAAGUAUACAAGCCGUUAUUGACUACAUGCACGAGAAAAUUAACAUUGGAAAUUGGAAAGAAGUUAGAAUAUUUUUAAGGAAAACAAUAACCAUUGCCUCAUUUUUCAAACUCACUUGUUAUUUAGAAAAUUGUAGUGAAUUGUCUGAACGUGUGUUUAGAGAAUGCUUUAAAAUUAUAGAUUUCGGUAUAUUAUUCGGAUGCCCAAUUGAUAAAGAACCAACCUUAUUACAAAAAUGUGCAGAGAUAAUUAAUACUUUAUGUCCAUCACUUGACAAUAGUCUUAUUGAAGCUCCGAAUAUAGAGCAAAGUACAGUGAGAGAAAACAAUAAUAGCAACACUACUCCUAUUCCGGUCAUUGACUGUCCAAGCAUGGAACUAUUUUAUAAAAACUAUAUAUUAAAAGAAGAACCAGUCAUUUUAGAUAAUUGUAUGAAGCACUGGCCAGCAUUAUCAAAAUGGAAAGACCAGAACUACUUCAUGAAACUUGCAGGAAUGAGGACAGUUUCCAUUGAAAUAGGUAACAAAUACACAGACUCAGAUUGGACACAAAAAUUAAUGACGAUUGGUGAUUUUAUUAAAAAUCAUAUAUGUCAUGAAAAUGGGCCAACCGGCUACUUAGCUCAGUAUCAACUAUUUGAUCAUAUCCCAGAGUUAAAGAAGGAUAUAGUGGUUCCUGAAUAUUGUUGCUUUUCAGACAGUGAGGAUCCUGUAGACAUCAUGGCUUGGUAUGGACCGAAAGGAACCAUAUCUCCAAUACACCAUGAUCCAAAGAAAAAUUUACUGUCACAGGUAAUAGGGGAAAAACAGUUAUUUUUAUUUUCUCCUCAAGAUUCUGAGUAUCUGUAUCCACAUGACCAUCAAUUGCUGAAUAACACAGCAAGAAUAGACCCAAGACAGCCUGACUUGGACAUCUACCCCAAAUAUAAGCAUGCCAAGCCAUAUUAUUGUGUAUUGAAACCUGGACAAAUGUUGUACAUACCCCCAAAGUGGUGGCACUUUGUUGAAUCUUUAUCAUUAAGUUUUUCAGUUAGUUUUUGGUGGGAAUAAAUUUAUUACAAUAAGACAUGGAUUAAAUUGUUUAAACUUUGAGAUUAAACAGUAAAGCUGUGUAAAGAUACUUAUUUAA
Messenger RNA from Manduca sexta (tobacco hornworm), 1809 nucleotides. It is a transcript of the gene JMJD5, whose product is annotated as bifunctional peptidase and arginyl-hydroxylase JMJD5. Gene Ontology annotation, cellular component: nucleus. The coding region runs from base 531 to 1730 and encodes 399 amino acids. The record is from RefSeq and is a predicted model, not a curated record. Gene Ontology annotation, molecular function: histone H3K36 demethylase activity. The transcript has a single exon. Lineage: Eukaryota; Metazoa; Arthropoda; Insecta; Lepidoptera; Sphingidae.